Molecule: messenger RNA, 738 nt
Organism: Eruca vesicaria subsp. sativa (arugula)
Lineage: Eukaryota; Viridiplantae; Streptophyta; Magnoliopsida; Brassicales; Brassicaceae
Source: the annotation of a GenBank genome assembly
CUCGAAGCUCUCUCUUCUCCAUGAAAUUUCAUCUCAAAACUCUCUCUUCUCCAUGGAAUCUUAUUUUGAAGCUCUCUCUUCUCCAUAGCAUCUCGAGCUAGACCAUUGAGGUAACUGUCUCUCUCUGUUCUAAAGCAUUUGGAUUUCAAGCAUCGUUGAUGAAUGUGUUGUGUGUUUGCUUUGUUUUUUUUCGUUCAGGCUCUCACUCUAAGCUUCCUCUUCUUCGUCGGUUUCAAGACGAGCUGUUCUGUAACCAUGACAGGAGAUUGGAGUUUAGAGGGAACAACGUGACGGCGUUAUGGCCUGGGGAUGGGAAACCUGGGCUGUGGAUGAACCCUAACUCGAGGAUGGGUGCUAUCUAUAGUUUGAUUGUGGGGGAAGAAGAGAUUUUGAUGGAGCAGGGGAAAAUAGAUCCUGAGUUUGUGAUUAGAAAGGAGAGAGAUGAAGAUAUCGAGCUCAUGGUGCCUCCAGUUUUCAGCUCCUCACUAAGGCUUUGGCGUGUUUUCAAGAAGUAACCAAUAGAUAUUUACAGGAGAAACAAACGGUGGAUGGAACUGCUAAAGCAACGUGAUUCAAUCCAUUCAUCUUUCUCUGUGGUUAAGACACCAAGCGGUAGCAACUUGAGCAAUGGAAGUAGCAGCAAAGCUCAGGGAGAUGAAUUGAAAGGUGAUGGGGAUAGUGUAGGUGGAUUUGUGGGUCUUAUUGGUGACUCUUUCACUGAGGAUAGCUACACAUAUA